Messenger RNA from Humulus lupulus (European hop), 780 nucleotides. RefSeq lists its product as uncharacterized. NCBI's taxonomy places the organism in Eukaryota, Viridiplantae, Streptophyta, Magnoliopsida, Rosales, Cannabaceae. The transcript has 2 exons. The record is from RefSeq and is a predicted model, not a curated record. The coding region runs from base 1 to 780 and encodes 259 amino acids.
AUGGCUGCCAACCAAAGAGACGGGGUUAACAACAAUGAUGGUCAAAAUCACAUCGCUCAGGACCAAAAUGUGCGAGCAUUAAGAUAUUAUGUGCUCCCUGCUGUCACAGGAGUGCACUCAUGCAUUAGACCGCCGACUGUUACUACCAAUAACUUUGAGAUUAAGUCGGCGAUGAUACAAAUGGUCGAGACUUCUGUCCAGUUUGGUGGUCUCCCCAAUGAGGAUCCUAACUUGCACAUAGUGAACUUCCUUGAGCUAUGUGCAAUGUUCAAGUUUAAUGGGUGGCCUGUCGAAAGAGACACCUCACAGAGAAAAGUAGCUGGGGUACAUGAAUUAGAUGCUAUCGCUGCUUUAACUGCUCAGCUUGCUUCAUUGACAAAACAGUUGCAACAAAACAAGAUCUCAGCUCAAGCCCAGGCUAUACAGAUGCAAUCAGGGUGUGAAAUAUGUGGAGGGCCUCAUUUGUAUGAACAUUGUACAGCGGCCAACAUUUAUGGUAAUAUACCAGUUGAUCAGGCUCAGGUACAGGCAGUUGGUAAUUUUCAGAGGCCAUAUCAAAAUUCGUUCUCCAACACUUACAAUCCUGGGUGGAGAAAUCACCCAAAUUUCUCAUGGAGAAACAAUCAGGGCCAACAGUCACAGUUUCAAGGGCCAUACCAGCAAAACAUGUCACAACAGCCUAUGAAUCAAGCCUCAUCGUCACACCAGCCUAGACCGCAAGAUCAACCAGAAAAUCCUAAUGACUUGCAAGCAGCCUUGUUGACUCUCACUAAUACUUAG